Molecule: messenger RNA, 1606 nt
Organism: Argiope bruennichi
Lineage: Eukaryota; Metazoa; Arthropoda; Arachnida; Araneae; Araneidae
Product: glycine receptor subunit alpha-2-like
Exons: 11
Coding region: 1-1593 (530 amino acids)
Biological process (GO): regulation of membrane potential; nervous system process; chloride transmembrane transport
Cellular component (GO): synapse; membrane; neuron projection
Molecular function (GO): neurotransmitter receptor activity; transmembrane signaling receptor activity; chloride channel activity
Source: RefSeq, a predicted model, not a curated record
AUGAAACCUGAGAAACUGUAUAUUCAAGAUAUCUCUAAAAAGUACUGGGAUGCUGAGCAAGAAGAUAAAAUUAUUUGCUCGCAAUUCCAUGGAGUCCAUUUGUCCGAAACAAGCUUUAAACUGUUGCUGACGGAGAGAGGAUAUGACCCAUUAGAAAGACCGCAGAUUCAAAAUGGAACAGCUGUCGCCAUGAAAGUGCAGGUGGAGAUAGGGUACAUGGGUGAUAUUGAUACGAAGAAAAUGACCUUCGAGAUCCAUGCCACAUUCCGCCAGUGGUGGAUGGACGAGAGGCUGACUUACAACUCGUCGAUGGGCUCCAAAGUGGUGGGCUUGAAGAGUCUCAGGGACCUCAUCUGGACUCCCACCCUCUUCUUCAUCAACGAGAAGGAUAGCAAACUUGUAGUCAGCACUAGGGACAACAUCUACAUUCAGAUAGAUCCCGAUGGAAACGUCUACUAUGCUCUCAGAUUGCAGCUGGUUUUAUCUUGUCCUAUGAAUCUGAAGCAUUAUCCAUUUGACAAGCAAUCUUGUCGGAUUCGUGUCAGCAGCUGUAAGCUUAGCAUAAUAUACUAUAAGUAUUUGGACACUCAUGCAAAUGAGGAUAUAUGCGGUCUACAUCAGGCUUCUGCACUUAAAUAUUGUGGUGGAAACAACACUGGCAUUAGUCAUAUGCAAAAUGGUAUGAAAUUGGUGAUGAAUAGUGGAGUAGGAGUAGGCGCUGAGCUUAGCAUAAAUUGGAAUCAAGAGUUCCAGUCUAUACCACGAGAAACCUUCCCUGACCAUAAUUUCACCUUCACCAACCAUUACUGGUCUUAUGAUAUGAAUGCUCUCAUUCUGCGCUGGCAUGACGAGUGCGUGACGUUUUUGGAAAGCGUGGAGUUGCCGGAACAUUUCCUUGACAAAGAUGACGUCAUCUGCAAAGCUUUCAACUUGACUUAUGAAACAUCAGGUCACUUCAGUGGAUUAGUGGCUCACUUGAGAUUCCGGAGGGAGAUACCUUACUACUUGAUGGAAGUGUAUUUGCCUAUCAGUCUGCUGGUCAUCGGAUCCUGGCUAUCCUUCUGGUUGGACGUCUACGCCGUUCCCGCCAGGACUGCUCUGGGCAUUACCACCAUACUUACUAUUAUCACUAGUUCCAGAGGGAUCAAAGAGUCAAUUCCGAGAGUAUCGUACGUGAAGGCAGUCGACGUAUGGAUCGAGACCUGCACAUGGCUCGUGUUCUGUGCCUUACUCGAGUUCCCUUUCGUCAACUUCAUCGCUCGCAAGGGCAAAGAGAACGAUGCCCUGGCACUCGCGGCCCAGAACAACUCCCGGAUAGCGGCAUCCAACAAACUAUUCCAGGUUGUAAGACAACCAUCUGCCACCCACAAGGUAGCGGCGUCGUACACCAACGGCCCUCUCAUUCGCCAGUUCGGCGACAGAGUCACAGAACGCCCAGUUGAGGAUCUGACCCCACCUCCCGAUGAUUGCUGCAAUCUCUACUCCAAGUUGACCGAGCAAACAGCUAAAUCCAUAGACAAAGUUUGCAGAAUACUCUUUCCCUGCGCCUUUGUCAUAUUCAACCUCAUCUACUGGUUCUCGUGGGCUCCGUAGCUUUGUCUCCCAA